Molecule: messenger RNA, 1052 nt
Organism: Ceratitis capitata (Mediterranean fruit fly)
Lineage: Eukaryota; Metazoa; Arthropoda; Insecta; Diptera; Tephritidae
Product: microtubule-associated protein RP/EB family member 1
Exons: 3
Coding region: 137-910 (257 amino acids)
Biological process (GO): regulation of microtubule polymerization or depolymerization; protein localization to microtubule plus-end; spindle assembly
Cellular component (GO): cytoplasmic microtubule; spindle midzone; microtubule organizing center
Molecular function (GO): microtubule plus-end binding
Source: RefSeq, a predicted model, not a curated record
UUUACUCUGUUGUUUUAGCGCCAAAGCUACAGUUCAAUCCGUUACUCAAAGUGAAUAUUUUUCUAAGAAUAAUCAAAAGUUAUUGCCAUUAUUUUUGUUUGGAAAGCUUUAAAUUCUUUCUUCUGAAUUCAUCAAAAUGAGUGCACACGCUGUAGCCGAUGUAAAAAUACCUGUUGCGCUAACGCAUGCCUCGUCGGAGAAAAUAUCUCGCCAUGAGAUGCUGCGUUGGGUGAAUACCACCGUACAGGCUGAAUAUACAAAGAUUGAGGAUCUAUGCUCGGGUGUUGCCUAUUGUCAAAUGAUGGAAAUGAUCUUUCCACAUUCAGUAGGAUUGAAAAAGAUCAAGAUGAAUCCAAAGUUAGAGCAUGAGUAUGUGCACAAUCUUAAACUCUUUCAAAUGGCUUUCACACGCAUCAACUAUGAAAAGUCGGUGCCGAUAGAACGUUUAAUAAAGAAGCGUUUUCAGGAUAAUUUUGAAUUUUUACAAUGGUUUAAAAAAUUUUAUGAUGUUCAUGCAGCUGGUAAGGAAAACUUAAAAGUUCCAAUUACACAAAAACCACAAGUGCCACAAGCUAUGAAACCAGCGAAAAAGGCAUUAAAUAAAGAUGGGGGACCGGCAAUGACACCACCAACGGCGAAUUCUACACGUCUCAAUGAGGAUGAGGCUAGUACACCGAAAACAGUGCAAGCUUUGCAGGAGACUAAGGAAAAGCUGACGGAACAGACUGCAAUAUUGCUGAAUGAGAGGAACUUUUAUUACAAUAAACUACUUGAAGUAGAGAAGGUUUUAAAGGAAUUCACGGAUCGUAGCGAAUUAUGUGAACGUGCUAUGGCCAUAUUAUAUGCUACGGAUGCUGACAUCCAAAGCGCCGGAUUUAAUGAACCUGUUUGUCAUACAGCCGAAUUAUAAUUUAAAUGUUAAGUAUAAGUGUAUUACAUAUCUUAUUAUGAAGUUUUAUUUAUACUAGAAUCCAUGCUCAUAACAUUACUUCUGUCUGUUAGUUGUAUAUUUAAAUGUUACAUAAUAAAACUUAAUUUUUCAUUUAUUUAAA